AUGUCUGUCUUCAACGCCUCUCGCCUCGUCGGAAAGACCGUGCUCGUCACUGGCGCGAGCGCCGGUAUCGGUGCAGCAACUGCGAUCCUGUUUGCGAAGGGCGGCUCGAAUGUGAUCUUGGCUGCACGCCGAGUAGAUGCCCUCAAGUCCGUCGCGGAAGCGUGCACGGCCGCGCACAAGGAGUCUGGUCUCCAGCAGGGUGGCAAGUUCGUGACUGUCCCGCUUGAUGUGAGCGACAAGAAGCAGAUCGCCACCUUCCUCGACAAUGUCCCUGAGGAGCUCCGGAAGGUCGAUAUCCUCGUGAACAACGCCGGCUUCGUCCUGGGUGUUGAGAAGGUCGGAGAGAUCUCCGACGCCGACAUCGAGGCCAUGUUCUCCGUGAACGUGUUCGGUCUCAUCGCUGUAACCCAACUGUUUAUCAAGGACUUCAAGGCGCGCAAGGCGGGACACAUCAUCAACAUCGGUUCGAUCGCUGGCCGCGAGGCGUAUGCUGGCGGAAGCAUCUACUGUGCGACCAAGCACGCCGUGAACGCCUUCACUGGCGCACUAAUGCGCGAGGUUGUCGACACCCCCAUCCGUGUUACGGAGAUCCAGCCCGGUAUGGUCGAAACCGAGUUCUCUGUCGUCCGGUUCCGUGGCGACAAGUCCGCCGCCGACAAGGUCUACCAGGGUCUCCAGCCCCUCGUCGCGGAAGACAUCGCUGAGGAGAUCGUUUGGGCCGCGUCCCGCCCUCCCCACGUCAACAUCGCCGAGCUCUUCGUGCUCCCCGUGAACCAGGCGAGCCCCACCAUCUCGUACCGCGGCGGUAAGUAG
Trametes versicolor FP-101664 SS1 is the source of this 813-nucleotide messenger RNA. Its product is annotated as NAD-P-binding protein. Lineage: Eukaryota; Fungi; Basidiomycota; Agaricomycetes; Polyporales; Polyporaceae. The record is from RefSeq and is a predicted model, not a curated record. Gene Ontology annotation, molecular function: oxidoreductase activity. The transcript has 8 exons. Bases 1 to 813 code for a protein of 270 amino acids. Gene Ontology annotation, cellular component: cytosol.